Amblyraja radiata (thorny skate) is the source of this 1983-nucleotide messenger RNA. RefSeq names its product complement C1q and tumor necrosis factor-related protein 9-like. Bases 126 to 1565 code for a protein of 479 amino acids. Lineage: Eukaryota; Metazoa; Chordata; Chondrichthyes; Rajiformes; Rajidae. The record is from RefSeq and is a predicted model, not a curated record. The transcript is spliced from 5 exons. Gene Ontology annotation, molecular function: protein binding.
UGUGAUGUUCACCUCGGAAAAAAGGUCUAUAAAACCAAGCACUGUACAAACCGUUAUCUCAGAUCCAACGGAAAGUUUGAAUUCAGGGGAUCUGCACCUCAACAGGUUUUGGAGUCAGAUUAAGAAUGUUGAAUGUAUUUACGCUUUGGGCUCUGCUCACAAUUGCGGAAGGUGCUCUUCUAAAUGAAACUGGGCAGCCAUCAAGUCGUGGACUACCUGAUCCAUCUGUUGAGUAUAACAUGUGUCCCAUUCCAAACCAAGACUAUCCUUUCAAUGCAGAUAUGGUCCCAGCAUACUGUGUCUGUAUGCAUUGUAAAGGGCCAAAAGGAGAUCAAGGUCCUAGAGGAGACAGAGGAAACUUUGGAGCACCAGGAAGACCAGGCUCGAGUGGCAUGAAAGGAAUCAAAGGAGCAAGAGGACCGAGGGGUCCAGGAGGUUUUAGAGGGCUAAAAGGACAGAAAGGAACUCGAGGUCCAAGAGGCAUGAUGGGACUCAAGGGAAUUCGAGGACAUCGUGGCUUUGAAGGCCGUAGAGGUCUAAGGGGUAACCCAGGUGCUAAUGGACUCCCAGGUGUUAAGGGAAGUUCAGGUGUUCCUGGUCAAUGUCCCGCUGAAUGCCAGAGCAUAAAAGGAGAUCCAGGACAGAAAGGAGAUACAAGUUCCAGUGGUCCAAAGGGAGAUAUGGGUGAAGUUGGCUUGUCGGGACAACCUGGCCUCAAAGGUGAAACAGGAAGCACUGGCUUUAAAGGAGACAGUGGUGUUGAAGGAGUGAAAGGUAGCAAAGGGGAACUAGGUUCAUGUGACUGUGUAGAUGGAGAAAAAGGCGAACCUGGCAGUACUGGACCAACUGGACCUGGAGGAAUCAAAGGAGAUCAAGGGCCAGCGGGUGAGGAGGGAAAAACUGGCGAAAAAGGAGCCACAGGUGAACAGGGCAAUGAGGGUGAAGAAGGACCUCCUGGCCCAUGUGCUCCUACCACCCAAUCAGCUUUUUCUGCUGGACGAAAUGUCGAAGAUGGGUUACCAAAUCCGUUUUUCCCCAUACCAUUCACAGUAAUUUUCUACAACAGACAGGGACACUUUAAUCCUACAGUUGGAGUUUACAUAGCCCCAGUCAAUGGGACAUAUGAAUUUAGUUACCAUUUGUCAAUACUAACAAAUCCAAUUAAACUCGGAUUAUUUAAAAAUCGUAAAUUAGUUAUCAAGACAUCUAGCAAAGCUACCGAGGGUCAAGCUUCCCAAACUGUGAUAUUACAUCUUACUGCAGGGGACAAGAUAUGGUUACAAGUGAAGGAUUCUAGUUUCAAUGGUGUCUCCGCAGAUCAGGAUACUGACAGCACGUUCAGCGGCUUUCUCCUUUAUCCUGAUUCCUGUUUUCCAGUAAUUUCCAGGGCGUUAAUCCCAGCUAUGGAUCAAACUGGUUACUACAAUCCCUAUUUUGAUGAUGAACCCCCAACACCUCCUGCAGAUGAUGGCUCAGGUUCUGGUACUGGCUCUGGCUCCAACUACGUUCCUGAUUCUGGUUCUUCAUUUGAGCCCAGUCCUACUGCCAGUGAAGCCCCAUCAUAGAGGCAAAAAACAUUUAAAAUUCCACUGAAUCCAAAGUGAAUACAUAUGCCCACCAGCUUUAAGCCUGACUAUUUUCAGCUGUAAUCACCAAUCAGGCUAACUAGUUCAUAAAGGAAGCAUCCAAAAUAUUGAUUUAAAUAUGCUGUAAAAUCAUGAGCCAAGGCUUGUAGUUUUUUUUUUUGUUAUGCUAUACUUCUAACAAACCGUUAUUACUGUUUGAUAACUAGGAAUGAAAAUAGCAAUUCUUUCUUGUACCUCUGAAUUUUGGCAACUAUAAUUUUUCUUUUAUAUUCAUAAAUUUGAGAAUCUAAAGACAAGUCACAUUUCAGGUAUGUUGAGUGAUGCUUUAAUGGUUGGUUCUUUUUUAUGAUUGCACUCACAUACCUAUUGGAGAAACAUUUUCUUCACCAACAGUGUG